This is a messenger RNA of Silurus meridionalis, 2593 nucleotides long. RefSeq names its product galactosylceramidase a (gene galca). The transcript is spliced from 17 exons. Gene Ontology annotation, biological process: galactosylceramide catabolic process. The coding region runs from base 108 to 2087 and encodes 659 amino acids. Lineage: Eukaryota; Metazoa; Chordata; Actinopteri; Siluriformes; Siluridae. The record is from RefSeq and is a predicted model, not a curated record. Gene Ontology annotation, molecular function: galactosylceramidase activity. Gene Ontology annotation, cellular component: lysosome.
ACCAGGAAGUAACACAGAAAAGCGGUAACCCAGUGCUGUAUGUAAACAGCGUUUGCUUUCAGUGCUCAGUGUGUGUGAGUCCUACGUUAUGAGAGAGAGGCGUCGCGAUGAACUUACAUGUCGCCUUGUUUGUUCUGACAUGGAUUAAAUUAUGUGUGGCAGAAAUGUACAUUUUGGACGACAGGCUCGGACUGGGCAGGCGGUUUGAUGGUAUUGGAGGGUUAAGUGGCGGAGGGGCUACUUCGAGACUUCUGAUCAACUAUAAAGAACCUUAUCGGAGUCAAAUACUGGAUUACUUGUUUAAGCCUAACUUCGGAGCUUCACUACACAUUCUUAAAGUGGAAAUAGGAGGUGAUUCGCAAACAACAGAUGGCACUGAAUCUUCACAUAUGCACAGCAGCACUGAUGAGAAUUACUUCCGUGGCUAUGAGUGGUGGCUUAUGAAGGAGGCCAAAAAGAGGAACCCAAACAUCAUACUCAUCGGUCUCCCAUGGGCUUUUCCAGGAUGGGUUGGUAAUGGGACCAACUGGCCGUACAGCUUUCCAGACAUUACUGCUAACUAUGUUGUGUCUUGGGUGAUUGGCGCUAAACAACAUCAUGGUUUAGAUAUUGAUUACAUAGGGGUAUGGAAUGAACGGAGAUUUGAUUCGAAGUACAUCCAGGUUCUUCGGGACACUUUAGACCGAGCUCAUUUACCAAACGUAGGCAUCAUUGCAGCAGAUGGGAAUUGGGACAUUUCCAGUGCCAUGCUUGUUGAUUCCUAUCUCAAUGAUGCUGUUGAAGUUAUUGGUGUUCACUACCCUGGUACAACGACCACGAGAGAGGCACUGUUAACAGGGAAAAAGCUGUGGUCUUCUGAAGAUUACAGCACGUAUAAUGAUGACUUUGGGGCAGGAUGCUGGGCUCGUAUUCUUAACUGGAACUAUGUCAAUGGCAGGAUGACGUCGACUAUCUCCUGGAAUCUGAUAGCAAGCUAUUAUGAAGAUUUGUCUUUUGGUCGAGACGGUUUGAUGACUGCAGAAGAGCCGUGGAGUGGGAAUUACGUCGUCGAAACCCCAAUAUGGAUAACAGCUCACACUACUCAGUUUGUACAACCCGGCUGGACAUAUCUCCAGACCAUAGGGAACCUUACACAUGGUGGAAGUUAUGUAGCAUUGACAGACGGCCAAGGGAACCUCACAAUCAUCAUAGAAACCAUGACACACAAUCACUCGCAGUGCAUUAGGCCUCCGCUCCCUCCUUACAACGUCCAGGCUCAGAUAGCAUCUUUUCAGCUCAAAGGCUCCUUUGCUGCAAUCACUCAGCUGCAGCUGUGGUACUCAAAACUGGAUUUCAAUACCACUAAAGAUGUUCUCUUCAGGAAAGCAGAGCCCAUAAAGGUCUCCAACGGACGUUUUACCAUGAAGCUGGACGUUGAUGAACUUUACACGUUUACAACUAUCACCACUGGGCAGAAAGGCUUCUACCCUGAUCCUCCAGAUUCUGCUUUAUUUCCCAAAAAAUACUUUGAUGACUUCGAUGCCUUAAGCUCUCCCUUCUCAGAGGCCCCAUAUUUUGCUGAUCAGACAGGCGUGUUUGAGUACUUCACAAACCUCACGGAUUCAGGGGCACACAGGUACACUUUACGCCAGGUGGUCAACCACUGGCCAGUUUCCUGGGGUUACGAUGCAGAUCAGACCAUCAGUAUCAUCGGAGACCACAGCUGGCAGGACCUAUCAGUCUCCUGUGAUAUUUACCUUGAAAAUGAAGACAGCGGCGUCUUCGUUGCAGCCAGAGUGGAUCAAACCGGGGAAGCAGUCCGAAUAGCCAAAGGUGUAUUUUACUGGGUUUUUGCAAAUGGCACGUACAAAGUGACUAAUGAUAUAGUUGCACAGAAAGUUCUUGUGGAAGGAUUAUCAGGGACCAGACCGGGUAUCUGGCACACGCUGACACUUACAGUGAAGGGUAAUUUUGCUUUCGGAAUGCUGAACGGGUUUCCUUUAUGGAAGAAUGCUGUCGUACUUCACCCCAAGAACGGCUGGGCUGCGAUCGGAACGUCGUCGUUUGACUUUGCACAGUUUGAUAACUUUCUGGUUGAUGCAGAUUGAUUACAUUUCUCACUGCUUUCAGUCUAACUACAUAUUCACACACUCUGGAUGAUCAGAAUUACAAUGAUGAGUUGAACACAGAUGAAGAUUGUCGGAUUUUUGUGGGUCAAAAGAAUUCAUUGUGGCCCCUAUUAUAAAAUCAAUAACAGACAGUAUGGUUUAUGUGGUUAUUUUGCACACACGCUGUGAAUUCUUUCUUUCUGCAGUCAAAAUUAACUUCUUGUUAAUGAUACAAAGUAAAUAUUAAAAAAAAUUUCACACUAGCCAUGUUUUCCAACUAACACCAUUGGAAUAAUCACUACUUCUGAGAAUAUUAGUGCACAUUUCCAGGGAGAGUCUGCAGCGCAAUAUUAAUAAUGUAAACACCUUUUUGUUGUAUGUGUAUGUUUUGAAGGGAAAUCGUGUCCAUAAAUGCCAUAGUAUACAUUUAAAAAACAUACGAAUGAGCUGUAAACUUUCAAGUCUUUGUUGUAUAAAUGGCUUAUAAAUGCAAUGUUUACAAUUUA